This is a messenger RNA of Cooperia oncophora, 276 nucleotides long. NCBI's taxonomy places the organism in Eukaryota, Metazoa, Nematoda, Chromadorea, Rhabditida, Trichostrongylidae. The record is from the annotation of a GenBank genome assembly.
AUGGACAGUGAGAAGUACUGUCAGAUUCUGGAACGAUGUUACAUUCCGUUCAACAACAACAUCUAUCAUGGACAAUGCUCCUGCUCACAAAAGCGUGUACACAAGUGCACGUCCAGAAAUGUGAAGGUUAGGCUGCUUGAUUGGCCACCAGAGUCCCCCGAUCUGAACCCAAUCGAACUUGUUUGGGGCAACAUGAAGGAUUUCAUUAGAGAGCAGCCAUGGCUUUCUGGAAAACGCUCACUCCAGCAGUGUGUGCUAAAUAUGUAUAAGGAGUAG